CUUCUUCUUUCUGUCGGAAGAGCGUCGGCGCGUGGACCCUUUUUUUUUUGUUUUCCCCUCUACGGGGACGCCAUCAACCAUUAGGUUAUUUAACUGGACGCGUGGACCUCGUUGAUUGAGGUUAUCUCGUUGAGGACAAACAUAAGCUUUCAUCUUAUUGUUGACAAUUUGGUUAAUCAAAGGACACAACCUGCGAAUUCAGUACUUUCGAGUGCCGCGAGCCUUUAUACGAUUUUACGAAAAUAACGUAUUACGUAUACAAGUAUGGAUGACGAGCAAUGCACAAAGAAGCAGAAGGUCGAAAAGGUCGUCACUAAGAGCGAGGGGAAGGCGCAGAUAUUUGUUACGGAGAAGGUGUUUUAUAAUCCAGUUCAGGAGUUCAACAGGGACCUCAGUAUAGGGGUGCUAAAGAUAUUCGCGAGGGACAGAAUCAACAAAUUGUCGGAGAAGGACGUUAAAGUCGGGACGCCGCGCGACGCGGAAGGCCGGAAGGGAAUCACUAUAUUGGAGGCGCUGUCCGCGACUGGUUUGCGUAGCAUACGGUACGCCAAGGAGGUGGAGGGCGUCCGGCAGGUGGUUGCGAACGACAUUUCCGAGAAGGCGGUGGCUAGCAUCAGGCAGAACGUCUUGUACAACGGGGUUGAGAGUCUGGUGACGCCGCACUGCCAGGACGCGUCGCUGUUCAUGUACGAGCACAGGCGAAAUCGCUUUGACGCAGUCGACCUGGACCCGUACGGCUGUCCUUCGACGUUCCUGGACAGUGCGGUGCAGUGCGUGUCGGACGACGGCAUGCUUCUGGUCACCGCCACCGACAUGGCUGUCCUGGCCGGCAACGUUCCGGAGACCUGUUACUGCAAGUACGGGGCGACAUCCGUAAAGUCCAAGUCCUGCCACGAGAUCGCGUUGAGGAUAUUGCUGCAGUACAUCGCGAGCACCGCGGGACGCUACGGGCGGUACAUAGUGCCGUUGCUGUCUAUAAGCGUCGACUUUUACAUCAGGGUGUUCGUCAAGGUCUUCACGAGCCACGACAAGUGUAAGGAGAAUGCGAAUAAGAUUGGGAUGCUCUAUCAAUGCAAAGGAUGCAAAAGCGUAAGCUUCCAACCGUUUGUGACGAGGAAGUCUCCGAAGAAUUACAAAUUAUCGAACGCACCCGCGGUAGACAAGCUGUGUAAACAUUGCCAACACGAGCAUCAGAUGGGAGGCCCGAUAUGGCUGGGUCCUCUGCACGACCGUGAAUUUGUGUCGCGACUGUUGAGCAACUUGGACACCAUGGAGUUGGGCACGUUGAAGAGAAUGGAGGGCGUCUUGACCAUGAUACACGAGGAACUGGACACUCCUUUGUAUUACAAUCUGGAUUCCUUGAUGUCUACAGUCAAGUGCCACGUUCCGCCGAUGUUGACGUUUAGAUCGGCGUUAUUGAACGCGGGAUACAAGGUGUCGUACUCGCACGCGAGUAAGAUAUCCAUCAAGACGGACGCGCCGAACGACGUUGUGUGGGACAUCGUGCGCGCCUGGGAGAAGGAGCACCCGGUGAAGCGGGAGAAACUGGCCGCGGAUAGCCCGGCCGCGCGGAUACUCAACGCGCCGUCCACGACGGACAUCUCGCUCGCGAUGCAUCCUCUCGCUAAUCCGAUCUCACGGCAGAGGCAUUUGUCUCGCUUCCAACAGAAUCCCACCGUAAAUUGGGGGCCUGGUGUCCGCUCGAGGACCAGGGUCGAUCUCGAAAAUACGGCGGAAGAUUCGAAAAAAGUGAGAAAUCAAAAUAAAAAUAGUAAAAAGAAGUCUGCUAUGGUGGAACGGCAGAUGGUACAACAAUAAGAGAGAUUUCGGUCAAACAGUAUUACAGAAAGCGUUUCAGAUGUGACAAAUUGUAUUGCAAUGAACGUGUUAUUGCAUCAUUGCCGAUAGGGAGAUCGUUGUAUACAUUUUCCUUCUCGUCGUGUGCUAAAAGUCUGUUGUUAAAAUGUCUAUUUCUACAUUGUUAAAAACUAUUUUGACUGAAACUUGGGUUCUAUCUUUUUAUCGUUUUCGUCGUGUUCUCCGAUAUCUUUGUAAGGCCUGUAUAAUGGAUUACGUUGGCUGCUGGUACGAACUUAUCGUCGAAUGUAAUUUUCAACAUAUUCGUCAACGCGUCAAUUCUCUACCAUAUUGAUCCACUUUUCUCGCACUAAUUCUCACGCUUCUUCAAACCUCUUACAUUUAUUUCGACGGGCGGGAACAUGCGCCGGCCGGACUUCGUAAUGAUCAUUUCUGUAUUUAACUUAUGAAAUUUCUGCUAGAGAUUUCGAUUAAGCAAUUCUGCGCUGACUCCGAUUAACGUUGGUUGUUGAAAUAAUGGAAAAAAAAGAAUAUCCAGGUGAUGGUGUAUUACCGAGGGCGUACACACUUUCCAAGAUACAUAAACCAGAUAUUCCAUUAAGAAUCAUUGUCUCGUCACUGUACACUACUCUGUACAACAUAGAAUCACGUUAGAUGAUCGAAACGUUUGACUCGUUUUAAAGUUCUUUUAUAUACAUUAAACUGUUAUUAUUUUUUCGCUACUGACACCCUGCGUUGACCCCUAUUGCCCUCUUUGUUCCAUAGACUUUAUUGUUGAAAUAACCACCAUUUGUUUAAGUUCAUCAUAUGUUCUGUAACUAGUCCGCGCUGCAAAACGAUCGGUGGUUGCGCGAGGAGCGGCGAUAUUGGCUGCAGUAUCAGCUCCAGUGGCAUCAGUGUAUGCUAUUUGAAUACUGAAAGCACAUUUCCGAGGAUCGACGGUUUUUCCUCCUCUGUCGAUCAUCGGUGCAUUCGAAACAAACGUUGAAGAUCACGUGCAGUUGAAAAGGAAACUCAUAAUUUUGCUCUCUUUGGUACCACGUCAUGAUAUAAUGUUAAUUGAACACAUGACAUUUUUGCCUUUUAUUUCUGAGUGGAAUUGACCUGACAAAUCAAGCUCAGAUACCCAAGAAAGGAUAAAAAAACUGAAUGAAUUGAGAGUGCGAUAACUAUGUGCAUUUAUGAUAAAUAUUUUAUCAAACACACGCAUAUAUACAAUAUAAAACUGUAUAAAAAAUAAUAUAUUG
Messenger RNA from Vollenhovia emeryi, 3065 nucleotides. It is a transcript of the gene Trm1, whose product is annotated as probable tRNA (guanine(26)-N(2))-dimethyltransferase. Gene Ontology annotation, cellular component: nucleus. Bases 265 to 1818 code for a protein of 517 amino acids. Gene Ontology annotation, molecular function: RNA binding. The transcript is spliced from 2 exons. NCBI's taxonomy places the organism in Eukaryota, Metazoa, Arthropoda, Insecta, Hymenoptera, Formicidae. The record is from RefSeq and is a predicted model, not a curated record. Gene Ontology annotation, biological process: tRNA N2-guanine methylation.